CUCCACCAUGGAAGACGCGGCAGGCUGUGCGGGAAUAUCUAUGGCCGCGCUGCCAUCGGAAAUUUCUCCUGCCCAGCCGAGUAGCAAGACCUUGUUGUUAUUACUAUGUUUCCUGGCAAAUGCCCAGGUCUCGGCGGAGAUGCUCUAUCGUGGGGGUACACCACGCAAGCGUUGGACCGACGAGGGCGGGAUCAAAAUCACAGGUGCGCCUCAUGAUGCCGCUCUCCAGCCACUGCUAUCCGACCUUCCGACCUUGCAUGAUGCCUUGGCCGAGCUUGAGCGGCUUUCGGCAAUAACCCUCAGUGUCGAUGGGACAUGCACUCUCCACCCUGGUGUCAGGACAGCUGUCCUGCAAAGCCUGCCUCCCGAAUCACACUCCUUCUGGCGGUGGCAAGCCCUGGCCACUGCGUACCGCGCCGUGCCAUGGAAAUAUCUCGAGCCCGCUGCGGAGCCACAUGCGAGGGCGGGUUUGACACCUCACGUGGUUCACACCAUGGCCGCUGUCCGAGAACACGACGGCUAUGAGAGCCUAUCCAUCCCUGACAGAGUCGAUGUCGUGCUCACGCUCAUCGAAGCGUCUCGCCUCCCCGGUACAGAGUGGAAGCGUCAUGCGGUUGAACAAGCAAAAGCGGCAAUGUGCGGCUGGCAAGAUGGCUAUGUUCAAGCUUGCAUUGCGCAGAGAGAGUCGGUGCUGCAGCGGCUCGCCGGGGGCGGGAUGCCGCCGACCCUGGCCACCAACUCGCACCAGGAGCGAAGAGAUGGUCUCGUCAACAAAAGAAUGAAUGCCGCAAUUGGGCUCACUGUUCACCAAGGAGCUUUGGACUGCCUCCAGAACGAGGAGUUGUCUUCGGCGUUGGACGUGCUUGGAGAGUGGCAGCCAACUGGGCAUCCUUCUCCCGCCGAGGACGUAGUUCUGUUUCGCAUGAACGUCUUGCGUGGGAAGAUCUUGCGCUUCCAAGGCAAGUUUCAAGAGGCUCUCGGAUGUUUAGACAAAUCGAGAUGUGCGGCGGAACAGCAGGGAGAUGUCUACUUUGAUGAGGAUGCUGGAGACCUGGUGGUUGAGACCGCCGAUACCAUGAGAGAGCUGGACGAGCCGGUUCGCGCCGAACAGCUGCUUAGAACGCAGCUCGAACGACCGCUUCGCACUCCAGCAACUCGCGCGCUACUGAAUCUGGCCCUGGCCGAGUCUCUGUUCGCCCAACAACGAUUCGCGGAGGCGGACCAGCUCUGUCGCGAUGCCGAGUUCUGCCAGCUGUCCAAGAUGGCACGCCUACGUCUUUGCAUCACGGCGGCCAAACUGCGGCAUGCAAGCUCAGACUGGGAGGGCGCUUUCUCGUGGUGGACGCAAGCGCUCAUCGCCAUCAACAAGUUCCCCUUGACAAGCGGACAUACGACGCGCUUAAUCUACCUCUCACUUUGCGAUGUACUGAAGCACCAAGGCAAAGAGGAGCUGGAACAGGCAUCGCGUGCGCAGGUGGUUAAACUGGAGAGCUUGUCCGGCACCGCCCAAGCAAAGCAUUGGAUAGCCGGCUUGCGACAUUGGCAAACGUACCUAGAAUCUUCUGUCCUCUAA
Messenger RNA from Colletotrichum destructivum, 1573 nucleotides. Its product is annotated as Putative tetratricopeptide-like helical domain superfamily. NCBI's taxonomy places the organism in Eukaryota, Fungi, Ascomycota, Sordariomycetes, Glomerellales, Glomerellaceae. Gene Ontology annotation, molecular function: protein binding. The record is from RefSeq and is a predicted model, not a curated record. Bases 8 to 1573 code for a protein of 521 amino acids. The transcript has 2 exons.